This is a messenger RNA of Populus nigra (black poplar), 2659 nucleotides long. Its product is annotated as transcription factor bHLH74-like. Gene Ontology annotation, cellular component: nucleus. The record is from RefSeq and is a predicted model, not a curated record. Lineage: Eukaryota; Viridiplantae; Streptophyta; Magnoliopsida; Malpighiales; Salicaceae. The coding region runs from base 1124 to 2323 and encodes 399 amino acids. Gene Ontology annotation, molecular function: protein dimerization activity; DNA-binding transcription factor activity. Gene Ontology annotation, biological process: regulation of DNA-templated transcription. The transcript has 8 exons.
CUGUCUUUUAAAAUCAUACAUGUCACCUGUUAACUCGAGCAGGUAACCCAAGAGACACUCUCUCUCUAUCUCUACUUUUGUAUUCCACUCUCCCUGUCUCUCUAGCUUCAUAGGUCUCUACAUUGUCCGUGGUCUGUUGAAAAGGUUGGAAUUUGAUGCUUCUUUAACUGAUUGUAGAAGUGCCGAUCUGAUGAAAUUUGUUUUUUUCUUGUCUGUUUGAGAAAGCAUUUGAUGCUCUUCGGGGGUACUAUCAAACCAUCCAUUGAGGGGACUGUGAAUGAAACUCGGUUCUUUUCAGUUCUUGCAUAAUUCAAGUAGAAUUUGAUGCUUUUUUGGACACCCAUCUGAGAAUAUUGCAAAAGGGUGCCUGAAAACGUACCUUUUCUUGGUUCUUGGGGUUGUUUCGUCUUUAAUUAAAAAUUUGGAACUUCUUGUCAUUUCCGUUUUAGGAAUUUCUCCGGACACCAUUUCUCUAAUUCCACGUUCAUUGCUACAAGUCUUGUGGUGAUCCUCUUGGAUUUUGGUCUUAAUUGAAGAGAUUCAAGGGUGAUAAGAUCAAUAUGGUGGUGCUUAAAUGAGUGCAGAAGGUGAGAAAUUUUUGCUAGUCCAACAAAAGUGAAAAAAGGGAAUCUGCUUUCCUUUUGAUGAGCUGUUUGUUGGCUAAUGCCAUUGUUUGUCUGUGUCUACUUUAUGCUCUGAAAGGUUCACUUUGCUGUCUGUAGGAACCAUUUUUCAUUUUUCUCUCGCAAAUUAGAGUAGACUUGAUCGUAGGGUUUUCCAAAUAUUGAAGUAGCUGAUGCUGGUUAGAUUUUAUGCCUGAUACAUUGGAUUUCUCUUUUUCACUUUGUGUCUACGGGAUGCUGCUGCGAUGGGUUUCUUUUACUUUAUAGCACCAUCACAGUUUUAUAAAGCUGCCAAGGUUACUUGUUCCUUGUUGAGUCGUGCAAGAUAUCACCAGCUAAUUUUGGUCAAACUCACUUCUCACUUUUAAGGUUAUAGUUCCUUCUGUUUCAUAUCUAUAUUUAGCACUUGUCUUUGCUGACUGUUGCUUUGGGUUCUCUCCUCAAUCGUAUACAUAGGCUAUUCCUUAGAAUUUGGGGGUUUAGCUUUUGAAUCCCAGAACAUGGAUGGUAGCGGUGAUAGUAAUGAUGAUUUAGGAUAUCAAAAUAGAGGUGAGAGUGUUAUGAAUUGUCCAUCUUCAGGAAUGAACACAAACCCCUUCUAUGUUUCUGCUUGGGAUCCAGUAGUUUCACUAAGCCAGCCUGGGAAUUUUGGUGGUUCAUCAAUAGUUUCUCAAAGUGGGUUUUCCAAUUCUCCUUUCCCAAUUGUAAUGGAAAACCCAGGUAUUAGUAACCUUGUUCAUUACCCAUCUGGUUCAGGCUUUGUUGAGCUGGUGCCAAAGUUUCCUGGCUUUGGAAGUGGGAAUUUCUCAGAAAUGGUUGGCUCUCUUGGCCUGACCGAGUGUGGUCAGAUUACUCAUACUGGGUGCCCUCCAAAUUACAACAAGGAGGCAAACAAUGCUCAACAUCAGGAAGAUCAGCAAUUAUCAGAAGAGACAAGUAUAGGAGCUUCACCAAAUGGAAAGAGAAGAAAACGAGUACCCGAGUCUAAUUCUCCUUUGGAUCCAAACAAGAAUACUGAUGGAGAGUUACGAAAGGAUCUUUCUGGAGAGAGUUGUGAUAUUGCAAAAGAACUGGCUGAAAAGACACAAAAAACUGAACAAAACCCCGGUCCUAAUUUGCGGGGCAAACAGGCAGCUAAACAAGCUAAAGACGAUACUCAAAGUGGAGAAGUUCCUAAAGAGAAUUACUUUCAUGUGAGAGCCAGAAGGGGUCAGGCUACCAAUAGUCACAGCCUUGCAGAGAGGGUGAGAAGAGAAAAGAUCAGCGAGCGGAUGAGAAUGCUACAAGAACUUGUCCCAGGAUGCAAUAAGAUUACUGGAAAGGCAGUAAUGCUUGAUGAGAUUAUCAACUAUGUGCAAUCAUUGCAACAGCAAGUUGAGUUUUUGUCAAUGAAACUUGCCACUGUAAAUCCGGAACUGCAAAUUGAUGUUGAGAGGAUUCUAUCUAAAGAUAUCCUUCAUUCACGUGGUGGCAAUGCAGCUAUUCUAGGAUUCAGUCCCGGGAUAAGCUCACACCCGUAUUCGCAUAGAAUUUUUCAACCCGGCAUACAAGUCAUUCCAAAUUCCAAUCCACAAUUUUCUCCAGCACCUCAUGCUGUAUUAGAUAAUGAGCUCCAGAGCUAUUUCCAAAUGGGAUUUGAUUCCAGUUCAGCUAUUGACAAUUUAGGACCGAAUGCAGCACGUUUGAAACCGGAGCUCUGAAUGCUGAAGAGAGAUAACAAGGCGUUGAUUCCUUCUAACAAAGAAUUGAAGUGGUUCAAGUUUGACUUUCAUACUGGAACUCGUUUUGAAACAAACAAAAAUAGGGAAGAAAGUUCUUGUUUCUUUUUUUGUAUAGGUUUAAGCUCCUAACUCUGCGUUCUUCACAUUUUUUGGAAGAAGAUUACGUGCUAGAAUCACAGAUAUAUGUAUAUUGUCCGGGUAAGAAGGGAGACUUCUGUUGGUGAUUUUGAUUUUUGCCUGUUUCAUUGGGAAUUUGAGGAUGUACGAGGCUUUCUGUUGUGAGGUUUAUGAAGCUAAAAAAAUACAUUUGCCUGA